GUCUGAACAAGCAAGUGCAUUCUGGUCUCUACCGCUUUGAUACCUAUUUUACUUAUAGAAUACUCAUUGUACUAAGUACUAAACUUUAUCCAACUCGAGUAGGGGACGUGGCCUUCUUACAAAGAGCGGGGAACCAAAGGGGACCAGAGUACACGCGUUCAAUUGUGAGGUCAGUGUGCCUGUCAUAUUGAACCUCAAUGCCGUGGUACCGAACUGUUGUGUCUAUGAUACAUAUCUAAAGUCACCAUUUUCACACCAUUUCUGGCAGAUUUCUCUUUCUAUUCCAUCAAACAAGUGCUAGACAGUCAAUCGGCAAAGAGCUCCACUUCCUUGCGCAAUCAUCUAACGCAACCUGGUUUGAGCCCCCUGGUAGUAGAAUGAUGGCUCUUACUUGGUCCAAACAGCCACUGAAGGGUAUCUUCAUUGCCUUUCAUAUCUUCAAAACGCUCGCGUUCUUGCCUUGGCUUUUGAUCCGUUAUACUCCGAAAUCCGCCCGCCCCUUUCCGGAAUGGAGCUUGAAGCGUUGCGUUCUCAAUCCUCUGGUCAGACAGCUGCUCGUGUACUACACAGUGACCAAGUCAACCGCUAUGUCCCUAGUAGUCUCUGAUCAGAGGAAAGCAAAAGAACGCUAUGCCCUCGCUGAACCAGCGAAUGCAGAUCUGUAUUCGGGGGUGCUAGCGUCCGAUAUUGCGAAGCCGGCGCCGGUGGGUGGAAUCUGGUAUCCGACCCCGGUUUACGUGGGAUCACCUAACCUAGAUGAUGAGAAGGUUGUGCUGCAUUUCCCCGGUGGCGGGUUCGUUCUCGCGUUCGGGCAGGAAAUGUACGGCAAGGGUGUUGCGAGCGCCAUGUCUAAAUACUUAAAUGCAAACCGAACCUUUUACGCACAAUAUCGAGUUGCAACUGAUGACGCGACCCGUUUCCCCGCUGCUCUGCAAGACUUGGUUACCUUUUACAACUACAUACUAUCUUUAGGAGUGAAGCCAAGCAAUAUCAUUCUGUCUGGAGAUUCCGCAGCGGGAAACCUGGUGAUUGCGCUGUUGCGAUAUCUGGAGACCUCGCCGAAGCUUCCGUUGCCUAGAGGGGCUAUUGUCUGGUCUCCCUGGGUGCACGUAACACUGCAGGCCGGCAAAGACUUCAACGCGUGUAGAAAUACGACGAUCGACUCUUUGACUGGGCCCUUCCUUCAAUGGGGUGCCGAGGCAUAUUUUCCUAAGCAUGAACCUCCCUCGGAAGAGCUUGCUUACAUUUCGCCAUUGCAUCAUCCUUUCCGAACGAGAGUGCCAUUAAUAGUUCACGCUGGCGGAGCCGAAGCCUUUUACGACACUAUCGAAGAGUUCGCAAAACAGAUGAAUGCAAUAGACGGCAAUAACGUCCAAUUCUAUCCAAGUGAUUUGGUGACACAUAACCUGAUUCUGGCAUAUGGCGGAGCUGGGCUGGAACAUGAAGUAGAGAGUGUUUUACGAGACAUCUCUAGCUUCUUAAAAGUCUAGCUACUAUGACCGUUUAUUUCGGGCGCGAAAAAUUGAAUUAAUUAUGCGGUCACAAAGCCUACUCAAAUUACGCCAUACAACUAUCCCUCGUACCAGAACCUGCUUCUCUGAUUAUUCCACGACGGUCUAUUGGACGACUUUGCAAACGUAACCAUUGGGGAUGAGUUCCCAAGG
Messenger RNA from Xylaria bambusicola, 1664 nucleotides. Its product is annotated as Alpha/Beta hydrolase protein. The transcript is spliced from 2 exons. NCBI's taxonomy places the organism in Eukaryota, Fungi, Ascomycota, Sordariomycetes, Xylariales, Xylariaceae. Gene Ontology annotation, molecular function: hydrolase activity. The record is from RefSeq and is a predicted model, not a curated record. The coding region runs from base 378 to 1490 and encodes 370 amino acids.